This is a messenger RNA of Candidula unifasciata, 1131 nucleotides long. The record is from the annotation of a GenBank genome assembly. NCBI's taxonomy places the organism in Eukaryota, Metazoa, Mollusca, Gastropoda, Stylommatophora, Geomitridae.
CCACAAUCCAGUGGUGAUCAUGCACUGACAGUUGCAAACCACUACAACCAGCUUGAAGAGACUGGAUUAGCCUUGCGAACACGCAGUCGCAUCUACUAUCUUCGCAAUUUUAACAAUUGGAUCAAAAGCAUACUGAUAGCGAACACAUUAAAUAAGUUGCGUGAAAAUGAGACUCAGAGAUCUAUAUCAGUAUUGGACUUGUGUUCAGGUAAAGGAGGUGAUCUGUUGAAAUGGAAGAAAGGAAGAAUUGCUCAUGUUGUUUGUGCAGAUAUUGCUGCAACAUCUGUGGAACAGAGUGAAGCCAGGCACAAGCAGAAUGUUGAGAGAGAGAGAAACAGAAUAUACACAGCAGAGUUUAUUGCUGCAGACUGUACCAAGGAACGACUGAAGAACAAAUACAAAAACCCUGCACAAACUUUUGAUCUAGUUAGCUGCCAGUUUUCCUUCCACUAUUGCUUUGAGAGCUACUCUCAAGCCAUGAUGAUGCUGAGGAAUGUCGGGGAGUGUCUCCGGGUUGGUGGAUAUUUCAUUGGAACUACACUAGAUUCAAAUGAAUUAGUAAGACGUUUUCGCCAGUCACAGGAUAAGUCUUUUGGGAAUGAUGUCUAUCGGAUCACAUUUUCUCAAGAAGACAAGACAAAUUUCCCAUUGUUUGGAGCCAUGUACAAUUUUCAUCUAGAGGGAGUUGUUGACUGUCCAGAAUUUCUAGUGUAUUUUCCAGUGUUAGAAAGAAUGGCUGCAAUGUAUGGCUUGAAGCUCAUCAAAAAGCAGAGAUUUUCAGAUUUCUUCAAAGAGAACUUACACAACAAAGAUAAUUUGUCAUUACUGAGUACAAUGCAGGCUUUAGAGCCUUACCCACCAGUCGAAGGAGCAGAGACUGUAAGUAGCAGAGAUGAAGAUUAUCAAGUGGCAAAGGAUUUCUUAUUAUCGGUGUCUAAAUCAGGGGAAAAAGAGCAGUCCGGUCGCCAGUAUCAGCAGAAACAGAUUGGAACACUUUCACAAGCAGAAUGGGAAGCAGCAACAUUAUACCUAGUGUUCGUCUUCCAAAAAGUGGAAGAUGUCUGCCCGCCACUGGACACCAGCAGCACAUUUUCUACAGUAGAAACAUCAUCACAACCAACAUCUCAUUAG